Molecule: messenger RNA, 2868 nt
Organism: Anopheles cruzii
Lineage: Eukaryota; Metazoa; Arthropoda; Insecta; Diptera; Culicidae
Gene: Ypel
Product: protein yippee-like
Exons: 5
Coding region: 753-1208 (151 amino acids)
Source: RefSeq, a predicted model, not a curated record
GGAUGUUCCGUGGAAAAUCAGCCCCGAGGAAAUAUCGCACGGCCCCAGGAAGUUGCUGCGGCCCGGCGAAGUUGCCCGGCGUUGCUGGCCGUGGAAAUUCAACCCAAACAGAUUUCUAGCAGAGCAAUGCUAUAGCUUGCGGCGCAAGGGCAACACAGCGGCAGCGUCGGUCCAAGUGCACAUUAUCAGUGGUGUACGACACGAAAAGUAAACAAAUUUCAACAUAAGUUCAACGACAGAUAGGCAACAUUAUCGACCACUACCACCACGCCCAGUCACGCCCCGGAGUGUGUGUCCUUUUAUUGGUUCGAUCGUGCGAAGGACUCUGAUGCGAAGCCCACGACGGUAGUUCGUAGCAGAGUAGCAGCCGGCGCGCACCAGCGAGUGACGUCACUGCACAUCGACACCGCAGCAGCAACGUUCGUUCGGCAAGCUCUGUAUGUCGAUCGUAGUACACAUCGGCCAACGAGUGUUGCACAGUGACGGUGAUCCUCGUUACCGCAACAGCAGCAGCAGCUGCAGCUAGCGAACGGUGCCGGGAAAUCCUACCGCAAUUGUCCCAAACUCCCGCCGGGGUGCGAAAAAGCGGACCUCGGAACUACUCCAUCGAGUAAGCCGAGUUUGAGCCGAGUGUGACACCUCCGACGAUUUGAUUCCAAGGCUUGCCACAGCGGUCUCGCUGUGAAGCUCCCCGCGAUACCUCGCGGCCACUUCCUACAUUGCCCUGCCAGCGGUUUCCAGGCAGGACACGAAUGCGAAUAACGUUCCUGUUUGAGCUACUGUUCCAGGAGGCGGCGGCCAACGGAGGGCACGCGAACGGGCAAUCAUCAGCGGCGUCAUCUUCGUCGUCCGGAAGUGGCAACAUGGUGAAAACGUUCCAAGCGUACCUGCCGUCGACGAACCGAACGUACUCCUGUGUCCACUGCCGGGCACACCUAGCUAGUCACGAUGAGCUUAUAUCAAAAUCGUUCCAGGGCAGCCAGGGACGGGCUUAUCUGUUCAAUUCGGUGGUUAACGUUGCGUGCGGUCAGGCCGAAGAGCGCGUCCUCUUAACGGGCCUACAUGCCGUGGCCGACAUCUACUGUGAAUGCUGCAAAACGCCGCUCGGGUGGAAAUAUGAACAUGCCUUUGAGUCGAGCCAGAAGUACAAGGAAGGCAAGUACAUUAUCGAGCUGGCGCACAUGAUCAAGGAGAAUGGCUGGGAUUGAUUCGCGUCGCCGACGCGGCGCACCAGAAGUGAUAGUAAUAGCAGUAGCGGCGGUAGCUCGUCGGCGAUCAAUUAGACUGUAACCGAAAUCACUAACACGUGCGUGCGUCGUGUGUCCUCGUUGAUCCUCAGCCACCACCACCACCACCAUCAGCAGCGGCUGGGCAGCGGUGAUCAUCGAUACCAACCAAUCGAGUACCGAUUUGUCUUUUUAGGUGGAGAGUUAGAGGGAGAUCAAGUGCAAUUUUUUGCACAAAGCUUCGUGACCCUUCUGCACGGGACGGCUGGCUGGAACGGCCGGAAAGGGCGGCCAACGCAGCGAACUCGAUCCUUCAAUUUGAUCUAGUUUCUCGAACAUCAUCAAGCGGUUUGACGGUAGCGCGUAUUCCUUUUCCGUCGCGGUAGGUCCGAUCCGGAGUCUGCUCCAACGAGAGCUCCUGGAAUCGUUCCCUCCGGCUCAAUUUUACCCUAAGGGAUGAGACAGAGAGCGAAAGAUUUAGAGAGUUCACUAUUGUUUUUAAUCCGUACACACCGUGCUGUACGCGAUCCGUUUCCCGGUUUUACGGUUCCUUACGUUUCGAAACUGCCCUUGCGUUUUUGAAAAGAUGAUGAUCUUGAGUUUCAUGUGGGUGGUUUGUCCCAUGUUCUUGCCGCGUUCCUUGUGCAAGGAUGCGGCAGCUGUUUUCGAUCUGCGCCAUUGUUUUCGCCGGUAACAAAAUGCCUCGAUGCGUUGCAACUCGGGCCGGCAAAGUUUUGGGCCACUUUUGGUAGAGGGGGGGUUUGUAGAUACGUGUUUAAUGCGUGUAUGUGCGACGAUGUAGUAUGUGAGUACAUGAGCGCGAGAGUGAUAUUAGAAUUAUAGGCAUACCAGGCGGGAGAGAUUGUUACAGCAAAAAAAAACAUGAAAAGUCAUCAAAAAGCAACACAAAAAAUAUUUAAAAAGCGAAGCAGAAAACACAUAGAGGCCGCCGGGGAGAAUCAGCCGCGCGCGCUCGUCCGAGCGGGUUCGCGAAGCGCGAAUCCAACCGAACCAGGGCGGGACGCAAAAAUCGUAUUUUAGUCGAAAUAUACACACGGAUUAAGGAGUAGAUUUAGUUUUUACGGUAAUAAACGAAAACCGCGAAUCGGUAUGCGAAUGUGUGUGGUCUGUGUGAUAGGCGAGAUAAUGCAAGCGCGAGUGAGGAGAACAAUGGAAGGGAUAGUGUGCAACGGUCGAGAUGAAUGGAUUGAUCAGCGUAGGUAUCAGAUUGCAGGAAAGUAAUAAAAAAGUGGUUUACCUCCCCCUAUACCAGUGCCCAGGAGAAACGAAAGCGCAAUAGAACCCAACAACGGCAAAACAGAGAGAAAGUAACACGAAAAUAUGUCAGCGAAACAAACUUUCAUGAAACAUGCUUUAACAGAUUACACGCAUGAUUGACGUUAAUUUUUCACGACACUAUCCCCCCGGCCGGGUUUCUUGGUUUGGUUGGCACGUCCCUCGGUUCCCGGUCCUUUUUCGAUAGCGAAUGUGAUUGAAUAGUUAAUAGAUUUUUUAAUAAAAAAGUAACAGGAAAACCCAAGCACAGGAAAUGACCGGAGAAGCAAAAAAAAGCAAACACAUUGACCGCUCAUCAUUAUCACACAUAGAACCCACAGAAAGAGAGCAAGAGAAAGAGAGAGAG